GUUUUGGGGGAGGCACAGGUUGUUGCCUGGCCCAGGCGAGAGGUGGGGGCCUGCGGCAGCUUCGUGGUCCCCCCACCCUCCCCCCCAGGUCUGCAGGGGACCCUGGAUCCCCUGGAGAAUGCGAACCGGUGUGACGGUGGCUGGCAGGGACCAGCAAGGUGUCCCCCACGACUCGGAGAUGCUCAUUUCUGAGGGCCCCAGCUCAGCCCCUUGCAGGGCUGCAGGCUUGCUGUCCAAGCCUGUCCCCCACACCCCACCCCAGGCUCUGUCUGCACAGAGCAGAGUGACCAGGCCUGAGCUGGCUUCAGGAGGUGCACCAACAAGGGGCGCCUUGGCCCAGGCUCUAGUCUGUGCCACAGGGCCCAUCCCUGUCCCAGCCAUGACAUCUGGGCUGCUGCAACCCAGACAACAUGGGGCUGGUUCCCAGAUGGGAGAGGGACAGGGAGUGGUGGCCCCACCCCCCAAACUUCUGAGGAGGGGCAGGACGUGCUCCAUAGUUUCAUUUCUACUGAUUACAGGUAGCAGGCUCUUGUCUGCAGGGUAGCCCAGGGAGUGAGGAUGGGGCAUUGCCCUGGCCCUGCUUGGUGGGCCAGGACCCCCAGUGGCCCCUCCUGUGCAUGCUGACCCCUCGGAGUCAGCCCCACUGGCCCUUUCUGGCCCAAGCUCCUCUGCAGGACAAGGAUGCUGGGGUUCCCGAGGAAGGUUUGGCCUCCUGCAGGAGCUUUGUUGGCCCUGGCCCCAGACUGGACCUUCCAGUCUGGCUGACCUGGGCACCCCUCCCCCACAACUCUGUCCCCUUAGCAGAGCCCCCGGGAGACACAGGCCCUUGCUGCUGAGCUGUCCUCGGACCCCAGGGACACAGCCAGGGGAUGUAGCCCUGGAUGGGUGGCAGGUGGGGUGUGGCAGAACAGGCCCCCCUAUGUGGUGGACUCCAGCAGUUCCCAGCAACGGAGCGCGGACUGUGCCAGGCACCACCAUCACCUCUCAUGACCCCAUCCCAUCCCCAGAUCCACCCAGCAGGGAUGCCCCAUUUUGCAGAUGGGCCAUGAAGACUUAGAGAGACCAAGGGACUGGCCCCCUGGGUGCCCAGUGCAGUCCAGCAGCGGGGCUGAGCUCCAGGGAGGCUCAGGUGCCCCCUCCUGCCCCACCGGGAACCUGCGCUGGCCGCCAGAAAUGCAGCUACUGUCAGUUUCUGGCUCAUUCAAUCAUUGCUGGAUGUGCACCUGAUGUGAUUACUGGGGCUAGCACAGCAGAGCUGCCAGCUGGUGGACAUCCAGAGGCUCUCUCCCACAGAUCACCCACCAUGACGACCUUGCUGGAGAUCAAGAGCAGUGUGCUCAGGCAAGUGCAGGUGCGCCCGUCCUUCCGCCGGAGGACCGAGGGAGAGCCUGGGAGCACCAGCACUGACCCACAGGAGCCCACCGCGGGGGCUUGGAAACCUGGGGAUGGUGUGGAGUUCUUCGCGCAGAUGCGCCUUAUUCUGAAGAAGGGGGAAGGCAGACAGAGCCUGCCGUGCCCCGAGGUCCUCUUGUGCAGUGGUUCACCAGCCCCUGCUGAGCCUGUGGACCCCAACCGUGGCCUGAGAGCCCUAACCCAGGAGGAGGUGGAGAUGCUCUAUGAGGAAGCCCUGUACACAGUCCUUUACCGUGCAGGGACCAUGGGCCCUGACCAGGUGGAUGACCAGGAGACCCUACUGGGCUACCUGCAGCAGGUGUUUGGUAUCAGCCCCGAGGAGCACGCCGAGGCCAUUGAGCGUGUGAAGAAGGCCAAGGCCCCCACGUAUGCCCUGAAAGUCUCUGUCAUGCGUGCCAAGAACCUGCUGGCCAAAGACCCCAAUGGCUUCAGUGACCCAUACUGCAUGCUGGGCAUCCUGCCGGCCUCGGGCGCCCCGCGGGAGCCAGGCCCGCACAAGGAGCAGCGUUUCAGCUUCCGCAAAGGCAGCAAGCGUGGAGGCCCACUGCCGGCCAAGUGCAUCCAGGUCACCGAGGUCAAGAGCAGCACCCUGAACCCUGUCUGGAAGGAGAACUUCCUCUUUGAGAUUGAGGAUGUCAGCACGGACCAGCUGCACCUAGACAUCUGGGACCAUGAUGAUGAUGUGUCUCUGGUGGAAGCGUGUAGGAAGCUGAAUGAAGUCAUCGGCCUGAAGGGCAUGAGCAGGUAUUUCAAACAGAUUGUCAAGUCGGCCCGUGCGAAUGGGACAGCAGGGCCCACGGAGGACCACACAGAUGACUUCCUGGGGUGCCUCAACAUACCCAUCCGGGAGGUGCCCGUGGCCGGUGAAGACCGCUGGUUCAAGCUGGAACCGCGUUCCAGUGCCUCCCGCGUGCAGGGAGACUGCCAGCUGGUCCUCAAGCUAAUCACCACACAGAGGGACACGGGCAUGAGCCAGCGCGGGCGGUCCGGCUUCCUGUCCUACAUGCUGCUGCUCAGCCGUCUGCUGCAGUUCGAGCACCGAUCGCAGGAGCCCAACUCUAGCGGCUGGCGCGGAGAGCUCAGCGGGCCCGCGGCUACCGUGCUCUGCCUGCACGGCGCGCAGAGCAACCUGUCUGCGCUGCAGCUGGCGGUGCUGCACUGGCAGGUCAGCAGCCGCCACCAUCAGACCUGCACUCUGGACUAUGGCUACCUGCUGGGGCUGCUGGAGGAUAUGCAGGCCCACUGGGAGGAGGCAUCCUCCCUGCCCCAAGAGCAGGAGGAGAGCCUGGCUGACAGCUUCUGUGCCUUCUUGGAGUUUGGGCUGCAGCUGCUACGGCAGCUCCGAGACUACUUCCCAGCCACCAGCAGCACAGCCGUCCACCGCCUGGAGCUGCUGCUGAAGUGUCUCAGCAAGAUGCAGCUCUUCCAGCCGUCCUUCGAGAUCUGCCCCUUCGAGACAGAGCUGAACAUGGACAUCGCAGCGGCUCUGAAGAGAGGCAACCGUGAGUGGUACGACAGGCUCCUGAACACCAGGAGUCCUCGAGAGCAGCCGGGGCCGCUGCGCCUUGCCGGGCUGGUGGAGCUGGCUGACACCGUCUACGAGGACCUGCAGUCCUGCUAUGGCAUCUACGCUAGCCUCUUCCACAGCAUCGUCGAGAUCGACUUCUUCACCCUCACUUUCCGGCAGCUGGAGCGUCUGGUGGCCGAGGAGGCAUGGGUGCUGACGGAGGAGCUGAGCCCCAAGAUGACCCUUGAGGUGGCCUCGGGGCUCUUCGAGCUGUACCUGACCCUGGCCGACAUCCAGAGCUUCUGGAGCAGCAUCCCCGGACGUGAGAGCCGCUCCCUUGCUCUGGCCGGCAUCCAUGCCCCCUUCCUGCCCGCCGUGAAGCUCUGGCUGCAGGUGCUGCGGGACCAGGCCAGGUGGAGACUUCAGGGAGCCGUGGAUGUGGACACACUGGAGCCCAUGGAUGCCUCCUGCAAGCACAGCAGCUCCGCGGCCACUGCUAGUCUCUGCUUCAGUCUCAUCCAGGAGCUGUGGGCCCGCCUGGCGUGGCCAGACCCUGCCCAGGCCCAGGCGCUGGGCACCCAGCUCAGCCAGGACCUGUGCGAGGCCACCCUCUUCUACACUGAGCUGUUGCGAAAGAAGGUGGACGCUCAGCCCGGGGCUACAGGCGAGGCAGUGAGCGAGCCACUCUGUGUGGUCCUCAACAACGUGGAGCUCCUCCGCAAGGCUGCUGGGCAGGCGCUGCGGGGUCUGGCAUGGCCGGAGGCGACCUCAGCGCUGGAGGGGGCACUCCCGCGGCCUCUGCUCAGCUGUGCGCAGGCCCUGGACGAAGACCUGCAGCAGGAGGUCCACACCGUGACGGCGCACCUGACCUCCAAGAUGGUGGCCGACAUCAGGAAGUACGUACAGCACAUCAGCCUGUCGCCAGACUCCAUCCAGAAUGACGAAGCCGUGGCCCCGCUCAUGAAGUACCUGGACGAGAAGCUGGCCCUGCUGAAUGCAUCGCUGGUGAAAGAGAACCUGAGCAGGGUGCUGGAGGCCCUCUGGGAGCUGCUCCUGCAGGCCAUCCUGCAGGCCCUCAGUGCAAACCUCGAUGUCUCCGCGGAUUUCUACGGCCGCUUCCACUUCACGCUGGAGGCCCUGGUCAACUUUUUCCAUGCGGAGGGUCAGGGUCUGCCCCUGGAGAGCCUGAGGGAUGGAAGCUACAAGAGACUGGAGGAGGAGCUGCGUCUGCACCAGUGCUCCACCCGCGAGUGCAUCGAGCAGUACUACCUGGACAAGCUCAAGCAGAGGUGCCUGGAGCAGAACCGGUUCGGGCGCCUGAGCGUCCGCUGCCACUAUGAGGCCGCUCAGCAGAGGUUGGCCGUGGAGGUGCUGCAUGCUGCGGACCUGCCCCCACUGGACGCCAACGGCCUGAGCGACCCCUUCGUGAUUGUGGAGCUGGGCCCGCCACACCUCUUCCCGCUGGUCCGCAGCCAGAGGACGCAGGUCAAGAGCCGGACGCUGCACCCCGUGUACGACGAGCUCUUCUACUUCUCCGUGUCGGCAGAGGCGUGCCGCCGCCGCAGCGCCUGCGUGCUCUUCACGGUCAUGGACCACGACUGGCUGUCCACCAACGAUUUCGCAGGGGAGGCGGCCCUCGGCCUGGGCAGCAUCGGUGGCAUAGCGCGGCCCCAGGUGGGAGGGAGCGCGAGGGCCAGGCAGCCCGUGACCCUGCACCUGCGCCGGCCCAGAGCCCAGGUGAAGUCAGCGCUGAGGAUGCUGGAAGGCCGCACCAACAAGGAGGCGCAGGAGUUUGUCAAGAGACUCAAGGAGCUGGAGAAGUGCAUGGAGGCGGACCCCUGAGCCCCUCCUGCCCCAGGCCGUCCCCAAGUCCCUGCACCAUCCUCACCCUGCCCUGCGGUCAGCUUUGUGCAGCCAGGGCUCGCUCCCCCCACCCUGCCGUGUGGUGUGCAUGCUGCGGCUGGCCCUUCAGCCCCUCCUCCCUGCCCUGGCCCCGUGCGCUGUGUACUGUGAACCCCUUGCAUCCAGCACCCCCCCCAACCUGGGUCUGGGGGACUACCUCGGUGGGGCCUGGCCAGCAGCUGUCCCCCUGGAUGUGGAGCAGAGCAGGCCCGGCCGCCAGGUGAGCUUCCCCAUCUGCUCCCUCGGCUUCCACGGCCCCCAGCAGGCAGGCACCGGUCUGAGAGCAGGGUUCUCAGUGGGGUGGCUCUGCUUCCGGGGAGACAUUAGGCCGUGUCUGGAGGCAUUUUUGGUGGUCACAACUACAGGCUGAGGGAGAUCUUACUGGCACUAGUGGUGAGACCAGGGAUGCUCUCCCCAGCAAAGAUGGGCCACUCCCAGAUGUUACAAGUGUCACGACAAAGAGCCCAUCUUAGAGGAAGCCCUGUCUUCUCCUUCUGGGGCAGGGAGUGUGGCAGAGCCUUGCUGGCCAAGAGGCAGGAAGGCUCAGGUUUGAGUCCAGACCACGCAAGCUGGCAGGAAACAGCUCCCUGGGGCCCUGGCGGAGGGGAAGGUGGGCACCCGGAACCCUUCACCCAGAGAGCAUAUGGACAGGUUUGCUAAGAACUGCAUAGGUCUCACUCCCCACCUGGCUCUGAGGCCUGGGAGAGGGUCCCCGGGUGUCACUGUGAAGCUGGGGACAUCACGCAGAGUUGAUAGGUCAGUGUACGGAGCUCCGUGCAGGCCACGCAGCCGUCCAGUGUAUUCUCUGUGUCCACACACACCUGCCCGUG
Molecule: messenger RNA, 5652 nt
Organism: Mirounga angustirostris (Northern elephant seal)
Lineage: Eukaryota; Metazoa; Chordata; Mammalia; Carnivora; Phocidae
Gene: BAIAP3
Product: BAI1 associated protein 3
Exons: 33
Coding region: 1304-4762 (1152 amino acids)
Biological process (GO): regulation of dense core granule exocytosis; positive regulation of neurotransmitter secretion
Cellular component (GO): late endosome membrane; trans-Golgi network membrane; secretory vesicle
Molecular function (GO): SNARE binding
Source: RefSeq, a predicted model, not a curated record